GGGAUGUUAGCAUGGAUUUGUAGAAUCACAAGCAGCGGUGGUCUGACCAGGACUCUUUUGAUUACCGGGGAGAGCGUUUCACAGGCCGGCUUUAUUCCUCACCGGCCUCACCACCGGUCGGACUGUUGUUCGCUUUGCCCGGGCUGGCCGCUCAUAUAGUGGCCACAUUUGAUCUUCAUCAAUGAUCUGCCGCCAAAGAUUUCGAUGCUGCAGUGUUCUUUGGGCUCUUCCAGUACCUGCAAAGAUAAAAGAAUCAGGUGUUCAGACGUCGGCCUACCAGCAGCAUCUCCCAGGCAACUAAUUGAACACCCCUAAAGCAACUUAUCAUGGCAGCUGGCACGACUCCCGUACUCGUGGUUGGAGCAGGUCCAACGGGCCUAAUCGCGGCCCUGACACUUGCCCAGAACAACGUGCCCGUUCGCAUCAUAGACAAGGAACUCCAACACCGACCCGGCCAGCGUGGUCCUGGCAUCCAGCCCCGAACAUUCGAACUCUUCCACAUUCUGCGUAUCCCCGAGAUCCAUGAACGUGCAGUCGUUCUUCCCCCGGUUCACGAGUACAACAAGGGUUCUCUCGAAGUCCUCAGAACAUUUAUCAUGUCACCAUAUACCGAGCCCACGCCAGCGAUUCCAUACUAUAAUCCCAAACUCAUGGGUCAACCUACGCUCGAAGCAAUCUUGCGCGAGCACCUCGCCAAGUUUGGUUGCGCCGUUGAGUUGGGCACCCGACUGGUCUCGUUCACCCAAGAUGACAAGUGCGUCAAAGCUAAGAUUGUCAAGCGUCGCACCGACGCUGGGAAUGUGGAGGAAAUCGAGGAAGAGAUGGAGGCAGCAUACUUGAUCGGUGCUGAUGGCGCGAAGAGCGUGACAAGAAAGCUACUCGAACUCACCUUUGUCGGCUCAGCAUGGGAAGACGGCUACAUCGUGCUGGGUGAUAUCCGUUUGGAAAUUAAAGGUCUCGAUCGCGAGCACUGGCACCAUUUUGGCCACUUUUCAAAGGAUAUAAUCUCUUUCCGCCCUACUGAUGAAGUUGGCAAGGACGGAUACCAAUUCAUGAUCGGCAGUCGUAUACGCGACCUGAAGGGUCUCGCCCAGGACGAAGUGGCUCUUGUGAAUUGCAUCAAGGAUUUUGUAGGCCUCGGAGACGAUGUCAACGUGAAGGAGCUGAUGUGGGUUUCGGAAUCUAAGCCCCACAUGAGGAUGGUGAACAAGUUUGGUGUGGGAAGGGCUUUCGUUGCUGGAGACGCUGCUCAUGUACAUAGUCCAACUGGCGGACAAGGUCUGAACUCCGGCAUUCAAGAUGCGCUUAACUUAGCCUGGAAACUUGCAUUGGUUUACAAAGGCUUAUCCCCGACUUCCUUGCUCGACACUUACUCCGCUGAACGGCUUCCUGUGAUUGCCGAAGUGCUCAGUGUCACCGCUGAGAUGCACAAGCGCACUUACCGCGAGUCGCAGUCCGAACACGCGCCCAGAUCGACUACGGACGACAAAGACAACGACAGCUCGAAGUUAGCAGAAUCCAAACUUCAACGCUCACUGCAUCGCGGAAAGAAUCUAUACAUGCUUGGCGUGAAUUACCGUACUAGCCCAAUUGUCAUCGACGAGUUCACCCCCGCUCCUACUUCGGCGGGCGCACACCGCGCAUAUGGGGACAUCCAAGAGGGCGUCUUGCAAGCGGGCGAUCGUGCUCCAGACGCUCCGGAUCUAGCACCCGUUUUUACACCCAACUGCGCAGCGCCCACGAGUUCAACGCCAUCGAAAGAAGUUCCAGAGAGCACUCGUUUGUUUGAUAUCUUCGCACCAACGUAUCAUACCGUUCUCAUGUUUACACCUGCCUUGACUUUCCCUGCCGUCCGAUCGGUGUUUGCGGCGCUAGAACAGUCGAUCGCGAAGAGUGAAUCUGUGAGAAGUUUGGUCGUACUUGCCGGUUCACUUUCUGAACCAGAUGACCGUGUCAUCAAGGACCAGAUUAUCGGUGUGGAGGUAUUUGUCGAUCAGGCAGGUCAUGCAUAUCGAGGGUAUAUUGUUGAAAGAGAGCAAAUCAAGGUUGUGGUUGUACGCCCGGAUGGGGUGGUCGGCGCGGUCGUGCACGGCGCGGAAGGUUUAGGACAAUAUUUUGAGGGAGUGUUUGGGAAGAAGGGGGGUGUGCAUCCCGUGAAGGAUGUGGUGUAGGUUUAUUUGGUGGGUUGGGGAAUUCCAGUCGUGCCACCGAGUUCAAGUGAGGGUUCACGCGUAGUUAAUAGGGAGUCGUAAAAUACCACAUGGAUG
Messenger RNA from Pisolithus orientalis, 2267 nucleotides. RefSeq names its product FAD binding domain-containing protein. The transcript is spliced from 10 exons. Lineage: Eukaryota; Fungi; Basidiomycota; Agaricomycetes; Boletales; Pisolithaceae. Gene Ontology annotation, molecular function: FAD binding. Bases 327 to 2171 code for a protein of 614 amino acids. The record is from RefSeq and is a predicted model, not a curated record.